Venturia canescens is the source of this 1474-nucleotide messenger RNA. It is a transcript of the gene Rpn9, whose product is annotated as regulatory particle non-ATPase 9. The transcript has 5 exons. Gene Ontology annotation, molecular function: structural molecule activity. Gene Ontology annotation, cellular component: proteasome regulatory particle, lid subcomplex; cytosol; nucleus. Gene Ontology annotation, biological process: ubiquitin-dependent protein catabolic process. The coding region runs from base 45 to 1202 and encodes 385 amino acids. The record is from RefSeq and is a predicted model, not a curated record. Lineage: Eukaryota; Metazoa; Arthropoda; Insecta; Hymenoptera; Ichneumonidae.
GGCGUCUGCGCAGAGAAAAUUUUGCCGGGUCAUUGUCAAUAAACAUGGCAGCCCUCGCGGUCCCGAAGGACGUUAGCACAUUUUUAAGUCAAAAUCAGAACGUGCCCGACAAGGAAUUGGCUGCGGAAUGGGUUCAACUAGAAGAGCUUUACAACAAAAAGCUUUGGCAUCAACUUACACUAAAAUUGGAGGUCUUCGUAAAACAUCCGGCCCUCCAGAAGGGCGAUAAUUUGGUACAAUUGUACAAAAACUUUUUGUCGACUUUCGAGAGCAAAAUAAAUCCAUUGUCCCUUGUCGAAAUACUGGCUCAUGUGAUUGUUCAAUUCGAAGACAAACAAGAGGCAAUAACCUUCUUAGAAAAGACUGAGCCCAAAGUCUCUAGCAACAAUGAGGCUGUCGCUUUGUGUAAAGUUUUGGCUGGACAAAUUCUCCUUGAUAAACUUAACGAUCAGGAAAAAACAAAGAAAAUUAUUGACGAAGUGGAAGUCAUGUUAGAUAAUGCCGAUGGUAUUACCACCGUUCAUGGCAGAUUCUAUCUUUUGGCAAGUAGACUUUAUCGCUUGCAAGGAAAACAUGCAGAGUAUUAUCGUACUGCUCUUAGGUAUCUUGGCUGUAUUGAACUUGACACAUUAAGUAAACGAGAACAAGAACAACAUGCAUUUUUCCUGGGCCUUGCCGCCCUUCUUGGCGAAGGAGUUUAUAAUUUGGGUGAAUUGCUUGCCCAUCCGGUACUGCAGUCACUUAAAGAAACAACAAACUCAUGGCUCGUAGAUCUUCUUCACGCUUUCAAUGCAGGAGACAUAGCUGCGUUGGAAAAACUUAAACCACAGUGGAGCAAAGUUGCUGAUCUUGCAGCUCAGGAGCUGAAGUUAAGGCAAAAAAUAUCUCUUCUAUGUCUCAUGGAAAUGACUUUCAAGAGACAAGCCAACAACCGACAACUGACGUUCACCGAAAUAUCGCAAGAGACUCGUUUGCCUAUCGGGGAAGUUGAGCUCUUGGUAAUGAAGGCUUUGGCCCAAGGACUUGUUCGUGGAGCAAUAGAUCAAGUAGCUGGAACGGUCAACAUGACUUGGGUACAACCACGUGUACUUGACCGCAACCAAAUCGCCAAUAUGGUGCAGCAGCUCAACAGCUGGUGCAAGGCCGUAGAUUCAAUGGAACAUCUUUUGGAAUCACGCGCCUCCGAAAUUUUAACACUUUAAUUAACAUUGAAUCGGGUUUUGUAAACGUACGUGCUUUUGCGAAGUUGCAUUUGAUCCGACUACUUGUUUUUCCGCCCUCCGAAUAUUGUACUGUAAUGAAAAUCUUUCAAAUCAUUCAAAAGAAAAAAUAUUGUUGGAUGUUUUUGCUACUGAGUACGCCACAAUGUGUAUUCGGAAUCUCUGAGCUCGGAUCGUUGAAAAUAAAUUGAACAAGUAAGAUAAUCUUGUAAACUCCAUGAGAUUUAACGUUUAAUAAAAUUUUUAAGGCCGUC